Messenger RNA from Xenopus laevis (African clawed frog), 4395 nucleotides. Its product is annotated as SLAM family member 9. Bases 118 to 861 code for a protein of 247 amino acids. The record is from RefSeq and is a predicted model, not a curated record. The transcript has 4 exons. NCBI's taxonomy places the organism in Eukaryota, Metazoa, Chordata, Amphibia, Anura, Pipidae.
CUAAUUGUGAGUGUCAGUUGAGUAGGCGAGUUUGUGUCAGUGCCACGAGGGACGUCUCCUUAAUGGGUCUGGGCACAAUUUCCUAUCAGCGAAAAUUUCCGGAAACCUGUGACUAGGAUGCCUUUAUAUCUUCACUUCUGGACCUUUUUAGUUUUCAGUUUGACAAAAGCUGUUUUGUGUUCAGCCAAAUGUCCAGACACUACAAAAAUGAUCAUAGCCGAGGGAAGUGACGUCACAAUGCCAAUUAAUAAAGACUCAGUUAAAGAGGUUAUUUGGGUGUUUAAACACCGUUACAUUGCUAAAACCUGGGCAAAUCGUAUUUCUGAAAUCAGUGAUCCUGCCUAUAAAGGAAGAAUGGACAUUAAGCCCGGGCUUUCCAUCAUGAUUAAGAAUGUAACAGAGGAAGAUGAAGGACUUUACACUGCAAAUGUACUCAGGGAAAAUACUGAAGACUAUGAACAACUGUGUUAUGAACUCAAAGUAUACGAAAAAUUAUCAGCCAAAGACCUACAGAUCCAUCACCGUAUCACUGACAGUAAAAACUGCCACCUCAAUCUGUCAUGUACAGUAAAUAUAGCUGAUGUGACAGUGAGUUGGAAUAGCAUUGGCAGAGGGGAUACCAAUGUGGCCAACAUUACUUUCCUUGGAAACAGCCCUGAUACAGACUCCAGCUACACCUGUAUUGCAGCAAAUCCAGCCAGCAGUGUCUCUCGUACCAUCAUUCCAAGGCUCGUCUGUGCAGAAGGUAGGUCUUUUCAUAUAAAGGGAUAUAUUGUACAAGUCACAUGGGCACAUAUGCUGGGCCCCUUUAGUUAUCUAUGGAGGAUUUACACCCAUGGUAUUGGAAGUGCAAGCUGUUAGAUUUGAUACUUCUAAACAAUCAUAUAUUGUUAUUUACACUAAAGGAACCUCUAAUAUCAGAGAGGGCACUUUCCUUGAAUUUUUUAGAUGAACUAGGUUUCUUUUUAUUUAAAUAGUACUUUUUCAUAGACUUUCUCACCAUUGUAUCUACUGGGUGAGGGGAGAUUUUCUAGCAACUAAAAGUGGCCAUACACGGGCAAAUUAAAGCUGCUGAUUCGGGUCCUUUAGACCAAUUCAGCAGCUUAUGGGGCUCUCCGACAGGCAUCCUAGACUGAUAUCUGGCCAAAAAUCAUCCAGAUCUCUAUCAGACAGGUUUGUUUUUCCCACCUGAUUGAGGACAGCAUUGGCUAGUUGAGGUCUUUGUCUCGUUGGCUGGUAUGCCCAUGAUUGUAUGGCAAAACCAAAAGGCAGGCGAUAUCGGGGGAAGUUUUGGCUCAUUUGACGAUCUUGUCAAACAAGCAGAUCUUAUAGGGAAUAGCCACCUUUAGGGGAUACAGGUAACGCAACCAUGAGUUACACUCCCUUCCAAGAGGCUAUUAUCCUUACUGCUACUAGAGGCACUGUCCCUAUUAUACCUGCUUCUACUAAUAUAAAAAAAACCUUCUAUUUUCAGCCUUUUAAAACAUUGAAAAGAAAAAACUGUUCCCAAACACCUUUAAAGAUAUUACUUAAUGAGUAACUGUAUUAUUCUUUCCUCCUUACAGAGAUGAAUCCUAAUUCAGGGGUAAGACACAAGAACCAGCACACUGGACUUAUUCCAGUCAUAGCUAUUCUUCUUACUCUUGUUCUCUUCUUGGAGGUUUAAUGUUUUCCCUGCCUUUUAGGAAUGUCUAUAGGGGUGACCUAUGGAACCAUAGCAAAGGAGGUAAACCCAUUGGACCAGGUAUGUAGUGGGUUGUUGCUACUUCCCUAAUGUAUAAACGGGGCAGUAAUACUUAUAUUGGUGUUUGGAUUAAUAUAGCAGGUGGAAAUUCUGAAGAGACCAAAAUAAAGAGUGAAUAAGUUCACAGCCCUAUGAGCAAGAAAUCUGUAAGUGAGGAUCAGAUAGUUACAGACUAGAUCCUGUUAGAGAACACUCUAACGAUUACCUGGUAGGAGGAGCUCAAGAUGUGAGGAGCGUCUCAUGCACAACACCACAAGCACAGCAGCACCCGGAAGUGGAACAGAGCUGAAUACUGUGAGGGGAAGCAGAAGAGGGUAAACAAAACAAGCCAAGGUCUGGGGCAGGCAGCAUUCAAGCAGAGUGAGUAGACAGGCCGAGGUUGGUUCAGGCAGCGUUCAAGCAGAGUGGUCAGACAGGCCGAGGUCAGUUCAGGUAGAGUAAAAGCAGAAUGGUAGGACAGGCCGAGGUCGGUUCAGGCAGAGUUUAAGCAGAUUGGUCAGACAGGCAGAGGUUGGUUUGGGUGGAGUUCAAGCAGAUUAAUAACAAGCAGAGGUAGUAAACAGUAGAUCAAAAAUCACAAGAAGAAGUUCACACAGCUAGGAUUAUAACCAAGCACUGAGAAAAUCGUUGAGUGCCCAUUUAAAGGGAGGUUUUGGCACCAAACGUAUUGACGCUGGACAUAAUGAUGUUGGCCGUAAUGACGAUGUGCAUGCUGACGUCCGUGCUGGGACGCACAUUAACCCAAACCCUGGUAAAAACAUGCACCUUGAUGCCCAGGAUCUUGCCGGUUAGUAUUACAAUAGAAAGUUAGUCAGACAGGAAUAGGUAGUGAGAUCAGUUCUGUGUCCCAACAAAGAGAAGUAGUGUUGGGUUACUAAUCUCCAGCGAAACCCCCUAGUGUGGGGACCACAAUGGCUAGUGCUCUCAUCAAUGAAAGACAUUUACUAAGAUUUUUACAUACACUGGUGUGACAACCCUGUUGAUGAGACAAAUCUUCACUCUAAUCUCUGUCCUACCUAAAUAUUUGAGAAUACACUUCAUGGAAUCAAUCAGCAAUGGCUUAUUUAGGAAAAAGGGGUGCAUGUAACAUGGUCUAAUGGGAAGCAGCAGUGGCCAAAAGGGAAUGCUCUAGACAACCCUUUCAGAGUAUCACCUGCCUAACUGUUAAAUUAAUCUUUAGAAAAUCCUAUAGGAAUGUCCAUAGAGUCACUCUUCCCUCAGGAAUCUAGUGAGGUCAGACAAGCAACUGUCUCCCAGGAGGCAGAAAAAUAGGUCGAGAGAAGAAGGCUGUUCAGUGGUGGGAGAAUGCAAAGCUGGCAAGUUGGGGUAGUUAAAGUGAGAAGAAUUAUAUGUUUAUAACAUCAACAAACUCUCAAAUUACAAAAGAAUGGGCUGAGCUUGAGCAUGCCACCUGCCAUGUAUAGUGUGUGAAAGGUUGGGCAACAUUUUCAAGAUGCACUGAGGUCAGGUAAAGUAGUUGUGGUACAUGGCAGGUCAACAAAGAAGAAAAAAAUCUUCCAAACACUUUCAUAGGACCCCAGUAAUGCUAGUGAUAAGGAUGGGUUGCUACCACACCACAUGGGACAACACAUGAGAGAUAGCGGACGAUGGUAGACAGACCCAGAUUUAACCACCUAAAAACUCUGUUGGACAUAGGACACAAUAGAGGUGGAAAAAGCUUCACUAUACAGUGGGAUAUGCUUUCACAGAGGAUAUUCGAAUCCCCAAGCCAGUAGCAACAAUAAUAUAGAACAAACUUUGGUGGUACAGUCUUCCUAGGAGAAUAGAUAGGGACUGCAAGAUAUGGGGUGUGCAGCAACUGACUAGGUGGGUUACUCAAGUCUUGAGAAAUUAUUAUAUGCAAACACUAACCAUUUAUGCUUUUUUCUCACCACCCUCCAUAGGUUACAGAAGUGCUGGAGAUCAAAGCAAUCCAGGGUUUUACAACCGGUCGCCAUAUGGGGCCAGGAAGGAAUUUUUCCUUAUGGUGUAAAUUGGCCAGAGCACCAAAGGUUUUUGCCUUCCUCUGGAUUGUUAUCAUCUGUGCAGGUAAAAAAAAAAAAAAAAGAGUUCAGUGACCCAGCUGUGGCUCCUAGGACUCAUUGUGGCUGCCAGAGCUCAGUACAGACCAAACUUUAAAUGUAAAGGAAACUCUGAAGAAGAGGCUUGGUCGAUCUGUUAGGGUGCAUUAAAAGGAGGGUAUGUGCACUUACUAAACCUUCCAAGUAUUCAUCAUUCUCCCACAGGAUCAGAGCAAUCCAGUGGCUUGGAUGACAUCAAGAGUCAGGCUUAUAUUCAGGUUUAUAUUCAAUCACGUGUGUAUCAUCUGCCCCAUAAAUCUGUGCAUGUACACAAUGCAGACUGGGCUCCUUUUAUUUAUUAGGUGAGGUACAAAUGCUCAGAGCUAAAGUAAAAGCUGUUGGGUCACAUCAGUGUAUCCAAAAUGGCAGCUAGAGUAUUAGUCAUAUUCUGUAUCCAAAAUGUAGGGGGUUUUUGGUCAAACUUGUUCAAACUAGAGUCCACAAUAAUCCCAACUCAAUUUACAUAUAAAUUUAGGUUAGUGGUUAUUGUAGACUCACAUUGGAUAAUCCUAUCACAAUUACAGAGAAUCAACACAUCUGUGAGUUUCUUCAGAUGUCACCUCUUUGAAG